Hypanus sabinus (Atlantic stingray) is the source of this 5603-nucleotide messenger RNA. It is a transcript of the gene lrrn2, whose product is annotated as leucine rich repeat neuronal 2. The coding region runs from base 1312 to 3450 and encodes 712 amino acids. NCBI's taxonomy places the organism in Eukaryota, Metazoa, Chordata, Chondrichthyes, Myliobatiformes, Dasyatidae. The transcript has 7 exons. Gene Ontology annotation, molecular function: protein binding. The record is from RefSeq and is a predicted model, not a curated record.
AUUACAGAUGACUACUGUGUAGGCAAGGGUGACAGGAAUAUAACAGCUGAAAGCAGCCAGUUCCUCUGACUGCUCCGCUCUGUGAGAAAAGCGAGGAAUGAGAGAGAGAGAUCAGCAGCAGGGAGCGGAGCAAAGGAAGAAUUGUGGAGCCGCCGUGUUCUUUUGAAGGAUGGUCAGGCUAAUGCCUCGGUAUGUUGGGGAAAGCCGCGCACUGAUCUGAAGGUGACGGCUUCUUGGACUGCUACAGUGAGAUGGAUGUGGGCAGAGCUCCUCGUCAGCUCGGGUUCUGACGAACCGGUUCAGAGCAGCAGGGACCAAUCUCCGGAUCUGCAUGUUCUGUAUAUGGAAUAAGCUGCCAGAGGAAGUGAAGCUGAGGUGCAGAUGAUUCAGCUUGCAUCAUUUGACAAAGUCCUCCACCAGGGCCCUGUAUUCAUCCUCCCAUCGUCCCUUUUAUACACCCAACUAUUGCUGAGUCAUCAGAGAAUUUCUGCAGAUGGCAUGACUCAGUGUGGUAUCUAAAGCCCAAGGUAUACAGGAUGGACAGGAAGGCAGCUGAUACAGUCCCCUGUGGGACCCCAAUGCUGCUUAUAGCCAUGUCUCUAUGUCCUCAAGGAUGUGCGAAGCACAGUCAAGGCCAACAUUUGUCGCCUGUGCCUAACUGCAGUUAAGAGUCAUCUGCUCUGGUGGUCCGGAGUCACAUACAAGGCAAAUCAAGCAGAAGCAAGUCUUCAGGAAGAAGCUACGGAAGUCCAUUCCUUAUUCCAGAGGACUUCAUUUAAGACUGCUGGGAUUGCUUUGUACUUUUGUCACCUUUGCCCCUGAUUCCUGAAUCCAUUUGGGCCUUGCGCAAAGAUUUUGUCCGUGCCAGGUGGCGUUUAUGGUAGACGUUAUCAAUGGUGGGCAAUUGGGUGCCGAUAAUCUGCUGGGCAGUUUUCACCACCUGCUGGAGUGCUUUGCGGUCCGAUGCGGGACAAUUGCCAUACCACACUGAGACGCAGUUGUAUCAGCCCACUGAGACGGUGAUCAGUCGCUUCCUACAAAUGCUGAAUGAAGCAUAAUUCACAAAGCACUGCCAGAAACCGCCAGCUCAUGGAGUGAGAUGCUAUUUGCUAGCGAAGUGUGGAUGAGUUCUUAGAGCCGGUGUAGCCCGCUGGAUCUAUCUUUACCACUUACAACAUGCAUUAAGAUGCCCUCUUGACACUUAAGAGAUUUUGCUUCCAAUUUUACUCCACCACACUCCCCUAUUAUUGCAAGAUUGUACCUUGAAGCACUCUUGAAGCUUGGGUGACAGCUUUAGGAUCGGUGGGGAAAAUGUUUCUGAAAGAGUACAUUUUUAUUAGCUUGGCAAUUGUUACAUUAGCUCAAGCAAUACCCUGGGAUGUCAGAUGCCCUGAUAUGUGUGUCUGUGAAAUUAAGCCUUGGUUUACACCGAGGUCCGUGUAUCGAGAGGCACCAACAGUGGACUGUAAUGCUUUUUUCAUGUACAGAGUUCCUGCUGAAUUGCCUGACGGAACACAGACAUUACUCCUACAGAGUAACAGGAUCAGCAAGAUCGAACCAGGUGAGCUACAUCACCUGGUGAACCUGACAGAACUAGACCUGUCCCAAAACAGUUUCUCGCAGAUUGAGCACUUCAGCUCGACAAACAUGACUAACCUUCUGGUCCUUCAUCUGGAAGAGAACCAGCUGACUGACCUGACGGAAAAAUGCUUCUCCGCUCUCACCAACCUUCAAGAACUUUACUUAAACCAUAACCAGCUCAGCACCAUUUCUGCUGGAGCUUUCUCUGGCCUCGGGAACCUGCUCCGGCUUCACCUGAACUCUAAUAAGUUGAGGAGCAUUAGAAGUGAGUGGUUUAAUGCUUUACCUAGCCUGGAGAUCCUCAUGAUUGGAGAGAAUGCUGUGGAGAAGAUCCAGAACAUGAACUUUAAGCCUCUUGUCAACCUAAGAAGUCUGGUUCUAAGUGGAAUGCGACUGAAAGAAAUCUCAGAUUAUGCUCUUGAAGGUCUAGAGCAUCUAGAGAGCAUUUCUUUCUAUGAUAACAAAUUAUCCAAGGUUCCAAAGGUGGCCCUUCAGAAAGUUCCAGGUCUUAAAUUUUUGGAUUUGAACAAAAAUUUGAUUCAAAGGAUCCAACAGAGUGAUUUUACGGAUAUGCUCCAUCUUAAAGAGUUGGGGAUUAACAAUAUGGAGGAACUGACCUCCAUUGAUAAAUUUGCUUUGGACAAUUUACCUGAAUUGACCAAACUGGAAGUGACCAACAACCCAAAGUUUUCCUACAUUCAUCCCAAUGCGUUUCGGCUUGUUCCUCAGAUGGAAACUCUGAUGCUGAACAACAACGCCCUGAGUGCCUUAUACAAAAAGACUAUCGAGUCCCUAUCUAAACUCCAAGAGAUCAGCAUCCACAACAAUCCCAUCAGGUGUGACUGCGUCAUUCGCUGGGUGAACACUAAUGAAAAUCGCAUUCGGUUCAUAGAGCCACAGUCAACCUUUUGUGUGGACCCUCCGGAAUUUAGCAGGCGUAAUCUGAGAGAUGUCCCAUUCAGAGAGAUGACAGACCGAUGCCUUCCUCUCAUUUCCUCAGAAGCCUUUCCCUCACAUCUCAGCGUUGAAAUGGAAGAAUCCCUUUCCCUUCACUGCCGAGCUUUUGCUGAGCCAGAUCCUGAGAUUUAUUGGGUCAUGCCCUCUGGUGACAAGCUUUCAGCCUAUACUGCAUCAGACAAAUACAGGCUGCGCCCUGAAGGCACGCUGGAGAUAUUCAAUAUAAGUAUGGAUGAAGCAGGACUUUAUACCUGUGUGGCUCACAACCUUGUAGGAGCUGACUCGAAGAGUGUCACUAUCACAGUGAGUGGGUUCUAUCCAGAAAACGAAGACGACAUUCAGCUCUAUAUACGAGAAACGGAAGCUCACCAUAUCCUGCUGUCAUGGAUAAUCACCUCCAACAUAAUAUCGUCAAACAUCUCUUGGUCACGUAUACUGAGCAAUAGCAGCUUGAAUGUUGCCUCCUCGGCUCGCAUCCCUGCUGGCGUGCACAGUUAUAAUUUGACACGGCUGGAGCCGCUUGCCGAAUAUGUGAUCUGUGUGCACGUGUCCCACGUCAGUCUCCACACUGAGACGUCCUGCAUCAGGGGCAGGACCAAAGAGGCCCGCCCAGCGACCGGGCCGCGCGCCAUCAGGCCGCAGUUUCUAAUUGCCUUGACUGUCUGCGCGCUCUUUGCGGCGAUCAGCGUCUUGGCCCUCCGUAGGCUAGCGCCCGUCAGGCCGAAGGUGGUGGAGGAUCACCGGCCACUGUCCGUGAGUAUGCAGAGGAACCUGUCCACCUCGCUGCGCCGCAUUUACCCUCUGUUCAUCAAGCACUGGGAACCUGGCAGCACCUCAGGCAAAACAAUAGCGGUAGAACUGCAAUCCACCCCGCUGGGCUCUUCCAACGCCAGCUACUGCAGCACCAUCUGAGAGGAGCUCAAAGUGAGCCAAGGAGAAGUGGAACCGCAAGCCAACCUAAUAAAGAGACACGUCUCCCCUUUCACUGUCCAGAUGAAAACAGACAAAAUGGGUCAAGGAAACAAAUCUCAGCAGAAGAGGAAGUAGAUCCGGAUUCCAAUGAGUUCUUGUAGACAUAAGAGGGUGGCAGUUUUUUGGCAGUAAACCCUCCUGGUAGAAAUCCCCCUUCUCUGUGCAACUGAUGUCAAUGUGUUUGUUCUGUACAGGUUAUGAACUCUGUUAAUUGGAGACAUAUAUAGGAGUCUGGGAAAGAUAUUAAAAGAAAACAGGGAUCUCACUGUAUCUGAUUUCUUAUGUAAAAAAAAUCCUUUGUGAUCAUGUCGAUAGAAAAUCUGUUUUUUUUUCGAGCUAGGCACUUGAAAAUCUGAAAGGAAAUCGAGAGCAGGUUUACAACAAUUUUAUACAGGAAGUAUGUGCAUAUUUUUCUAGGUUCAGACUGUAACGUCACACACUUUGCUUUGAGCUCCCUUCUGUCCUUCGCAACGCUCAGAGAGAGAGAGAGAGAGAGAGACGAGUCACGGAGCACCUUUGAGCACCGCAAUGAGUUUUGCAGUUUUGAGGCGACGCCAGUGUUUUGUAUCACUGCACCAUUUACCAACCUCAUUUUUUCUGUAGUUUUCCUGUACCUCCGGCCAUUACUGCACAAAACCGUAUGUGCAGAAACGCAAAGGACUCAUGGAAGCGUUUCUUUUGAUUGCAGUAUUUUCUGAAUAAACCACAACAAAAAAAAAAGUGCAAGCAAAGCUUGUCAUAGUUCAUUAUUGUCCUUCCAUCCUCUAGGGAAUUGCGGUCAAACGUGAAGCCUCCAUUCUGCUGGGGCAAGAUAUCAAGGCAAUCGCAUUCUUUUGAAACUUGGGCGGGGGAGGGGUAACUUAAAUGCAGCCUACCCAUCAGAGUCAUAGAUUUAAUAAGCAUUGGUCAGAUCACACUUGGAGUGUUGUGAGCAGUUUUUGGCCCCAUAUCUAAAAAAGAAUGUGCCAGCAUUGGAAAGAGUCCAGAGGAGGUUCAUGAGAAUGAUCCCAGGGAUGAAAGGGUUAAUGUAUGAGGAGUGCUUGAUAGCUCCGGGCCUGAACUCUCUGUUGUUCAGAAGAAUAAGGUUGGGGGGAGAGGAUAUCAUUGAAAUCUACAAGGGGCUACAUAGGCAGAAUGUUCCCCAUUGUGGGAGAGUGUAGGACCAGAGGACACAGCCUCAGAAUAGAAGGGUGUCCCUUUAGAAAAUAGAUGGAGGAAUUUCUUUAGCCAGAGAGUAGUGAAUUUGUAGAAUUCACAGCCACAGAUGGCUGUGGAGGCCAAGUCAUUGGAUAUAUUUCAAAUGGAAAGGUGUAGGUUCUUGAUUAGUAAGGCCAUCAGAGGUUAUAAGGAGAAGGUGGGAGAAUGGUGUUGAGGGGCAAAAUUCAUCAGCCAUGGUUGAGUGGUAAAGAAGACUCAAAGAGCUGAAUUCUACUGCUAUAUCUUUUGGUUUUUUGACUCCAUUACUAAGAAAAUUAAGCCCUUUAUAUUUAUUCUACCUAGGCGUCUUAUAACUUAUAUACCUCAAUUAAGUCUCCUCUUAGCUAUCUCCAUUCCAAAGAAAACAAUCUUGGUUUAUCCAAAACACACACAGAAUGCUGGAGGAGCUCAGCAGGCCAGGCAGAAUCUAUGCAAAAAAGUACAGUCAACAUUUCGGGCUGAGACACUUCAGCUGGGCUCAGCCCGAAACGUCAGCUGUACUAUUUUUUCCAUAGGUGCUGCCUGGCUUGCCGAGUUCCCCAAGCACUUUGUGUGUGUUGCUCGGAUUUCCAGCAUCAGCAGAUUUUCUCUUGUUUGCUUGGGAAAGCUAAAAGGCUGGAGACGAAGGAGUCUGACAGGCGAGGAGAGUGGACCACAGGAAAAGAAAAGGAGGAGGAGACCCAGGGGAAGUGAUAGGUGGGUGAAAACUUUACAAUCAUGACGAUACCUUCAUAAAUCUCCUCUGUACCCUUUCCUGUGCAAUCACGUCCUUCCAAUAAUGUGAUCAGAACUCCAUGCAGUAUUCACGCUGUGGUACACCUAGUGUUUUGUACAGUCCCAGUAUAACCAAUGCCCUUCUACCACAUCAUUCUCCUAAUAAAGAAAACCAUCCUAUA